Molecule: messenger RNA, 2220 nt
Organism: Prunus persica (peach)
Lineage: Eukaryota; Viridiplantae; Streptophyta; Magnoliopsida; Rosales; Rosaceae
Exons: 5
Coding region: 1-2220 (739 amino acids)
Source: RefSeq, a predicted model, not a curated record
AUGGGAUCCAACGUGGAGCUGGUAUGGCCAGAGGCAGAGGUAUAUUCGUCACGGGUGAACAACUGCUCACAUGCAAAUUCAUCUCUAGCUGCAAUUCGAGCGAAGUUGAGUGCGGAACAAUUAGAACAAUUCAAGACAUCAUGCUUUGGCCAUCUUCUGCAUAUAGAUAAGAUUCAGUUUAGCGGGCAGAUUGUGCAUGGGGUUGUGUUGCGUAGAGUAGCGGGGCAGGGUGUGAAAGACUUGGAUGGACUGAGUUUCUUAUUAGGGUGUGAAGUUGCUCAGUUCACUCAAAAGAUAUUUAUAGACGAAGGAAUUACAUGCAAUGCUUUAGAAGAAGCAUUUGUGAGGUGCACAGAGGAAGAUGACAUCUACAAGCUAGCUCUUGUUUACUUUGCUGAGUUAGUGGUUUUGGGAAGGGACAAACAUUUGAACAUCAAUCUAAAUUACCUGACCCUUGUAGAGGACUUGGAUGCGUUCAACAGGUAUCCGUGGGGUUCGGUGUCCUUUGACAAAACCCAAGACAGUCUAUUUUCUGCACCAACAAAGUAUGUGAAAAGCUUGGAAAAUGAAGAGGGAAGAGGGAAGGGGAAAAGUAAGGUAACGGGAACAAGCCGGAGAAAUGAGAAGGGCAAGAAGGAUAAGCAUGGUGAAGCGCAAAGGAGUGGCUGGAGUUUUAAAGGUUUCACGUAUGCUUUCCAGAUUUGGGUAUAUGAAUUAAUUCCUAGAAUGGCGGACCUGAAUUACUGCAAGGUUAUUGAUCCGACCGCUGUCCCGCGUAUUUUGCGAUGGAGAACUACUACGUCUGUUCCAGAGAUGAGAAAGUUGAACAAUUAUUUUUUCCAGAGCAAAGAGUCAGUUCAGUUGCGGGCGCUAUGUCCGAGUGAAGAGGAAAUGAGACAGCCAUAUUGGAGUUGGCCACAGGAUCGCCCUGCUGUUGUCUCGGCAGAGUCAAUUCCUUCUUCAUGUGGUGAUCUUGAUGAGUUGAACAAGGUGGUAAGCUUGUUGAGGUCCGAGUUGUUUCAAGUAAAGCGGGAAAAAGACGUCCUUCACUUAAAAGUCAUACGGAUGGAAAAACUGUUGGACCAAUGUUUAGGUCCUCAGUUUGAGCAGGAAGUAAGGAGGGACCUAGCUUUACUGAAACAGAGGACGAAUCGUUGUGUCGUCUCACAUCUAUUUAAGGGAUAUGGGGAAAUGGAUGACAUUCAAUGGGAUGAAGGGCCAAGUAACAGAAAUGAGGGAGAGGAAAAGGAAGAUGAAGGGAUUGAAGGGGGUGAAGGGCCAAAUAAUAGAAAUGAGGGAGCACAUAAGGAAGAGGAGGGGAUUGACGGAGAGGAAAAGGAAGAGGAGGGGAUUGAAGGGGGUGAAGUGCAAGGAAAACCAAGUGAGGUAGAGGAAGGGCAAAGGAAAAGAAGUGAAGGAGAGCAAGUGCAAGUAAAAGGUAGCAAAGGAGAGGAAGCCCAAAGACAGAGCAGUGAGGGAGAGGAAGUGAACAGAAAAAGCAGUAAGGGAGAGAAACUGCAAAGGAAAAAAAAGGAGGGCAAGGAAGUGAAAACACAAACAACUGAGGAAAAGGAAGUGCAAAGAAACCAAUGUGAGAAAGAAGAUAAUGAAGUUAUGUUGCUUGGGGGUGACAUUGGCGAGAGCACGGAGGGGACACUGCUCGAGUUUACUGUCGGGGACAUUGAUUUGGAUGAACCUACAGCUGUGCUAUCUCAGUUGAACGUGUGGUUGAAUGAUAAAGGUAAAGCUCUGGCACAAGGGGUCCAAUUACGGAAAAGGAAGAGGAUCAUUCCUUUGUGGAAGAUCGUUGAAGGCAGUGAAUUGGUUCCAAAAACUGGGGCACAGACAACCGGACUGAAGAUGUUAGACCCAAUGAAGGCGAUUCCGCAUGAUGAUCUGGUGAAAUUGCUGAAACUUUGUUGGGAAUGGCGCCAGGACCCAAAUUUGGUGAUGCAAUUUGGCAACGUGGAAGCUGAGAUUGAAUUCUUCGCUUCCCUCGUGAAAGCUGAUGGUUGGCUGAAAGGAGACGUAAGUGUAAUUGAUUAUGCAUUUGUUUUAAUGUACAUACAUUAUGAGAUUGACAAGAAAAACAUGUUGCAGCACAUUGAUUUGGGGUUGUAUCUCAUCCGGAAGCGACAACAACAAUUGGAGACAGAUUCGGUAGAAGUAGCGGACUGGACAACGACCGAUGUUUUUUUUAUGGUAUGUCAUCGGCCUUGA